AUGUCUCCCCCUUCUGUUCCUCCUCUUCCUCCUCCUCCUCCUCCUCCUCCUUCUCCUCAUCCCUCCACCUCCUCCUCCUCCUCCUCCUUCUCCUCCUAUCCUGCCCCCUCCCCGCUCCACCUUUUUCUCUACUGCUCUUUCCCAUCUCUUUCACUGUCUCCCCCUUCAGUUCCUCAUCUGUUCCUCCCCCUCCUCCCUCCACCUCCUUCUCCUCCUACUCCGCCUCCUCCGCUGCCCGGGGGAUAUUCAAAUGGGGUCCUUCCCCCAACUUCCCACCCAACUGCUACCCCUCUCGGACCCCUUUCAUUCCCUUUCCCCCUUCCCCUUCAUUUCCCCUCCCCCUUCUACGCCCAUACCCACCCUUCUCACCAUUACCUCUACCCCCUUUAUUCCCCCUACCUUCUUCCAGGUCCUUCCCCAACUCCCACUCGUACCCCCCGCUCCCAGACUACCUUUCAAGAGGCCAUCCUCCAAACUGCAGGCAUCCAGCGAACAAUCCCCCUAACGCCAUCAUCCUCUGGCGAAGCUCUUUGCUCUCUCUCUCUCUUUGGUUCUAGGUCCCCUAGUACUAGUGCUAGUCCUACUACUACUACUGGUAGUAGUGGCAGCAGUAGUAGUCAGCUUCUACGAGGUCUUUCCAGCCUCCUUAGGGACUCCCAGAGAUGGCAAAGGACGCACGAGACGGCUGCUCGGCUACACCCAAAUUGA
Molecule: messenger RNA, 708 nt
Organism: Macrobrachium nipponense
Lineage: Eukaryota; Metazoa; Arthropoda; Malacostraca; Decapoda; Palaemonidae
Exons: 3
Coding region: 1-708 (235 amino acids)
Source: RefSeq, a predicted model, not a curated record